Molecule: messenger RNA, 819 nt
Organism: Besnoitia besnoiti
Lineage: Eukaryota; Apicomplexa; Conoidasida; Eucoccidiorida; Sarcocystidae
Exons: 4
Coding region: 1-819 (272 amino acids)
Source: RefSeq, a predicted model, not a curated record
AUGGCAGACGGCGAGGAAGAAGUCGCGCUGCAGGAGGAGGCGUACGAGGAGGAGGCAGUUGAGGGAGGAGAGGGUGGCGAGGAAGUUGUGGAGGAAGAAGCGGGUGAAGAGGGAGAAGAAGUCAGCGGCGACGUCUCCGCGGAGACAGAGGAGGGCGGCGAGGCCACGGUGGCUGUCGGCGGCGACGGCGGCCUCGGCUACGACGAGGUACCUGACACAGGCGAAGUCGCAGAGAUCGUCCUCAUCACCACCUCGCUCGGUAGCAUUCGCAGGCAAUUCUUUGCGAGUCAGAGACUGAGAAACUUCCUCGACUGCAAAGGCGUCGUCUACAUCAUCAUCGACUCUAACCGAGACACCAGCAGUGCGAAAAAUCUGAAGGACGUGGAGCUCUUCAAGGAGUGGAAGGCCAACCGCAUCCUCAAGGCGACGCCUGAGACGGAAGACAGCGCCGAUCCUGAGAUCAUCAUUCCGCAGGUCUUGGUGGACGGUGUGUUCGUUGGAGACGAGGUGGUGCUGCAGGACUUCGAAGAAGAUGGAGACUUGGACUGGAUUUUUUCGCGUGCGGCGUGCCCGGCGUGUCUUCACGAGAAGGCGCCGGACGCGCCUUCGUGUCCCUCCUGCGGCGUGCCGUUUCGCACGCUGAUUCCUCCGCAGUACAUCGCCGAAGGCCACUUGAUUCAGAUGCUGCAGGGCUGUCCGUACAACGACGAAGAAGCCACAGAGGAGAAGGAAAGGUGGGCGCCGUCGGGCGCCUUCGAGGGCGACGUGGACCUCGGCAACUUCGAGGACGAAGAGGGUGAGGCAGAGGCAGAGGAGUGA